Molecule: messenger RNA, 1134 nt
Organism: Carassius carassius (crucian carp)
Lineage: Eukaryota; Metazoa; Chordata; Actinopteri; Cypriniformes; Cyprinidae
Product: protein FAM78B-like
Exons: 2
Coding region: 206-991 (261 amino acids)
Source: RefSeq, a predicted model, not a curated record
GCUUUUGAUUGAUUGAUGUCUUGUUUCUUGAUUUGUGUUUCUUAAUUUAAAUGCAUUCAUUAAUUUGAGGAGCAACUAUACUGGGAGCCUACACUGGACAUGAGCAUAGAUUGAAGCGUUUUUUGGGAAUAUAAAGGUAUAUUUAUAUUGGGGGAAAACACCCUUCAUGGUUGGUUGGUUACCCUGAUUCUGACCCACUCCAGCCAUGGGUUGCCUUCACAGCGUCGCCUGCAAACCCCGAAUUAAACGCGAGAAUAUAGUUGUGUAUGAUGUCUCUGCUGCUAUUGACCACUGCCCCACACUGAUCGAGGAGAAUUCACCCAUAGUGCUCCGCUACAAAACUCCGUACUUCAAGGCCUCCGCUCGGAUAGUGAUGCCGCCGAUCCCUCGAAACGAGACAUGGAUGGUGGGCUGGAUUCAAGCGUGCACUCAAAUGGAAUUCUACAACACUUAUGGAGACCUCGGCAUGUCAAGCUGGGAGCUGCCAGAGUUACGAGAAGGACUGGUGAAGGCCAUCAGCGACUCGGAUGGUGUGAGUUACCCAUGGUACGGAAAUACGACUGAAACGGUGACCCUCUCCGGCCCCACAUCCAAACCUUCACGCUUCACUGUCAGCAUGAACGAUAACUUCUACCCCAGCGUAACAUGGGCCGUACCAGUGAGCGAGAGCAAUGUGCCUUUGCUCACGCGGAUCAAACGCGACCAGAGUUUCACCACUUGGCUGGUGGCUUUGAAUAUGGCCACACAGGAGAAGAUCCUCCUGCAGACAGUGAAGUGGAGGAUGAAAGUGGACAUCGCAGUGGAUCCCUUGAAGAAGCUGGGCUCUCGAGCAAGACUCACCGGCCGGGUGCACCAGGACCAGCCCAAGGUGUUGACCCAUAUGGAGCUGAUCCCUCCUAACGCUUUGGGUAAACCCAAUGCUAAUGACGCACAAGUGCUAAUGUGGAGGCCCAAGCGAGGACCACCAUUAGUGGUGAUUCCCUCUAAGUAGCAGGUUGUGGCAAAAAUGAAAGGUUUUUAAUCAAAAUAGUCAAUCUGCCUUAAAUCCACACUGCUGCCUUUAAAGAGAUACUUGGUUCUUCAACAGCCUUGGAGACACUUAAAAGGACAGUUCAUUCAAAAGAUGAAUAUUAA